Molecule: messenger RNA, 1030 nt
Organism: Lingula anatina
Lineage: Eukaryota; Metazoa; Brachiopoda; Lingulata; Lingulida; Lingulidae
Product: toll-like receptor 2
Source: RefSeq, a predicted model, not a curated record
AUGACUGAGGGCGAUCUUCCUGAAUUACCGCUCUAUACUACGUCUCUCAAAAUAUCAGGGAGGAUCGAAACAUUAAGAAAUGGAACUUUCAGUGGCCUUCUUGGCCUGAAAGAGCUCGACAUGUCGGAAUCGCGGCACGACGGUUUAUUCACGACGACGGUUUAUUCACGGGCGGGAUUGGCAAGUUUUGUCGCAUAUCAUCGUCUGGACAUCGUAUACUGUUGGCAUCUAAGAAGACAGAGUCGUUUUCGUAAAAGCUACGUAAGAUGUAAUAAGAACCAAGCACAUUAUGAAAAUGACGCCUUCGUUGCUUACGCCGGCAGUAGUGAGGAGUGGAUUGUGCGGCAAUUUCUCCCGCACGUGGAGGGUGAAGGUCAGAGUACCGACCAGGGUCAAGGUAAAGGUCAGGACAUAAGCUUUAAAGUGUGUAUCCAUUCAAGAGAUUUCUUACCUGGGGAAUACAUCAUAGACAACAUAGUAGAGAAAAUGGAGGCAAGCAGAGCCACUAUACUGAUAAUCUCGCACAACUUUAUUAAAAGUGAUUGGUGUAAGUACGAGGUUGACAUUACUCAGGCAAAGGUGUUGCGGGAGAGGCGUGGGGCGAUCAUUGUUGUGUUUCUCGAGCAGAUACCUUAUAAACAGCUUCCCAAGACGCUUAGACUCAUGAAGCGUCACUUGACCUAUCUGGAAUGGCUGGAGGAAGAAAAUGAACACAAAAGGGCGGAGUUUUGGAAAAAGAUUAAACUUUCACUUUUGAAACGAAUUCAACAAACUAAUAGAAGUUCAGAUGAUAAUGACACACAAGUCUAGUUAGACCCCAUUAUUUUUAAUGUACUUUUUGUUCGUUUAUAUAGCGUAGGGGUGCAUUUUAUCCCAAAUAUACCCAGUAAUAAACGUAAUUGAAAUAUCCCAGAUAUGUGUGCGCACAAAAAAGAAUCGUGAUUUAUUAAUUCGCUAUAAAUAAGCGUUUUAAUGAAAAUGCUAUUAUUAUAACGAUUUUAUUUAUGCAGUUUACCUCUCUAUGCUCUGU